Ambispora leptoticha is the source of this 1230-nucleotide messenger RNA. NCBI's taxonomy places the organism in Eukaryota, Fungi, Glomeromycota, Glomeromycetes, Archaeosporales, Ambisporaceae. The record is from the annotation of a GenBank genome assembly.
AUGACUUUUUUACGCGGAGUUCGUCAAUUAAAAGUUUAUGCUUUACGCCCCAAAAGACGUCUGCAAUUUAGGAUUUUUAGCACUAAUUCCUUGGAACAAAAUACAAAUACUAAGACGAGUCCAAGUUCUUCCGAUAGCUGGCGUUUUCUUUUCGAAGACGUACUUGCCAAAAAAGAUGUAGAGGAACCUCCCAAGACACAACAUACCACGCCACAAGUCGAACCUCUACCAAGCAGUAAGCCAGCAAAACGUAUGCUUUCCGCGGAAGAAAAAGAAACUUUCCGGAAAAUUUUCGCCACAUUAUUUGAAAAACCAAAAGCUCCGACGGAAGCAUCAAAAAACGUUGUAAAACCUGAUAUCGAAUUUGAUAAUACCAAAAAAGAAAUGGCACCAACAAAGCCGGAUGAUGGGAUGUCGACUAUAGAACGUCACUUGAUUGAUUUAAUAAAACGAAAAGAACAAUGGGAUGAUAAGUGGGGUGGUAAUAAAAACGAGGGCACUUCGUUUGAUUCGUUUAAAAGUGAAAGAAAAGACUCGGGAUGGUUAAGUGAUCACUUUGAAGCAGUACCCUCAAUGUCUAGUCGUAGUACUCCGUCAUUGGGAAUUAAGAAACAUGAAAAAUCACCGGAAGAACAAGCUGUUACUAAUGACAUCAAAGAGGAAAUUACUUCAAAUUGUACUAAUAAUCGACGAUUAUUCCAAUUCAUCUGGAAUCGCAUUUUUAAAGAUACGAGCACUGAGCCAUCAAAUAACAAAUUAGAAUCCACUGACAAUAGUAAAAGUAAAGAUGAUGCUAGCAGGAAUCUUUUAUCAUUGCUAGGAAAAUCUAAAUUUGAUCCUCAUUACUCAAUUUUACUAGAAGAGGCAAUAACGCUAAGUAGGACGGUAUUUUAUGACCCAUAUAUGGUAUUAUCGAUAUUUGAACAAGCCAAACGUCAAGGGGUCGAAUCAUACAUAAGAGGGGUCUCAACAAAAGUGUACAAUGAAGUUUUACGCACAAGAUGGGACUUUUGGAGGGAUCUUUAUGGGAUGGAACAAUUAAUCAACGAAAUGAGAUUUAAUGGUGUUCAGUUCGAUGAAGAUACCCUGGAUAUAAUAAACACGGUCUCAAAAAACAUGGAAUCCAAUUGGGGCCCUGAAGAAAGACAAACAUUGGGAAAAAUGAAAGAUAUAGUGAUCGGACACGAGACAAGAGGAAGUUUUUUUACACUCGCGGCAGAUAAUUCCUGA